Messenger RNA from Pocillopora meandrina, 6456 nucleotides. NCBI's taxonomy places the organism in Eukaryota, Metazoa, Cnidaria, Anthozoa, Scleractinia, Pocilloporidae. The record is from the annotation of a GenBank genome assembly.
CAAUUUCUAACAUGUUUGCAUGGCAACCUCGAAGGACUGAGAAGCAGGCAGGAGACACGCGAGGGCAGGUGGCUGAAAGGGAGAAGGGCUCAUUCGUCCACGAACGGAAACGAAUGAGGCAUUACGAUCGGUCAGUUAUCUGUCACUCAAAGCGAAUGAUGAAAACAGAUCGAUCUGAGUUCAAAUCAGAUAUUCGAUCGGUUCAAAUAGGAACGGAGUCGCUCUCGAAGAGAUCUGAAUUUUCUCCACGAAAAUUUCGUAAGUUUGAUUUCGUUGUUAUUUAGUACAAUUUUGGUAUUAUUGUUAUGGGCAAGGGGUAAAGAUAUUCUAGAAGUAGAGACAUUCUCCCCAGGAGAUUUUUCACUUUGGGCCUUUAAGCCUGAAUAUCCGUCAUAUCUUUUCUCCCAACACACUUGGUGCAGACUUAUUUCUUUUCCUAGAGUCUUGAUGAGUACCUCUCGCAUCAGGUAUACCGAGACACCUAAGGUCCAUCUUUGAGGCUACUUAUCUUGGAUAUUUUCCUGUCAAAGGAAUUUCGAAUGUGGUUUCAAUAGUUCUCUUAUGCCAUACCGAUAAACAUGAUAAAUAAUCAUUCAGUUCCAGACGUUAAAAAUUUGUCCUGCUGAUAAAUUUAUUGGCGGUUUCACUUUUCACCGGAAGGUAAUAACAAAGGUGCCUCAGAUGACAGUUGAUGUAACAAGUAAUUCGCUGAGGGAGCGGAAAUGUGGUACGUCUGCGCUCAGCAGCGGACUGUCCCUUUCCUUUCCUCCCCCUCGUCUGCCUUUGUUAUUUUUGCUCUCUUGAGCCUCUUGCCUCUGCUACAAGACUUACCGUUUGUCUGAAAGGAAAUGGAAAAGACUGAUGCAGACUUGUGAAUAGUGGGGUUAAGAAUGUUUUAUCGCUGGUCUGUUAUUAGGAUGUCAAAGGGGAUGAUUUUCUGAAGAAACUUUGUUGCUGCGUCGGCGUGGGAUAUUAUUAGAUACUUUGUUUUUGCAUGAUAAAGUGAGUUAAUAUUGUAAAUAAUGUAAAUUGGCCACCGUAAAGAGCUCCUAGAGCUGACUUUUCGAGCGUUAGCCCUUUGUCCAAGCGUCCGUUUCGCAAUUACGUAAAAAGAAUGAAUAUAAAAAAUAAGUCAGCAGGAAGCCGGAAUCAUACUACAAAAAAAAAAAAAAAAAACAAUAAAUGCUAGAAAAUUAUUUUCAAAAUUGUGUAACCAGAUUUCAGAGAAAUUGGGAUUUAAUAAGUGAAAAAAGUACCCACAUUUGCUUCCCAAGGGUGCAUACCGUACCACCAAUCGAGAUCAUUCAAAUUUCUUCUAAUUAAAAGCUAUCUCACCGUUUUUCCCUUAAGAAUUGAAGUCAUGUUUGCUUCUCAAGCCACCAAAGCAUUUUUUUUAACGAUAACUUUUACAUUUCGGACGCCAAGUGAACUCGAUUUUAUCAACAUAUUUCUUCCGAAACAUUCUCACUACUGAAAGAUAUUUUUAUCAGUCGAGACUUUAUUUAUAUUAUUUACUGAGUUAGACUAGGAUAUCUUAAGGCCCUGAAUAUAUGUUUUGUUGAAAACUUGUAAUUGCCCGUAAAUAGGAUAGAAGAACACGUUCCGUAAAUAAGAUGACCUAUUCCACUUAGUCGAAUUUUAGGCUGCAAAUGAUAGGGGGAGUCUCCUAAAACUGAUGUGAGCGAUUUGAGAAAAAAAAUUUUUAUCGUUUGGCCAUGUCGAGUCUACAGGACAUGAAAGUAAAACCUUCGCGGCUAUAGAUGCAAUGAACAGAGAGUCGCAAGCACAAAUUCACACCCGCCGACGCAGCACCACAGUUUCUCUAAAAACUUGCCAUAUUUAUUCGUUUUAAGUUUACAGUUACCUAUUACAGGACGCAGCGCCACAGUUUCUAUAGAAAGUGUGCCCCAUUUAUUCAUUUCAAAUGACGUUUACAGUUACCCACCGGCGCAGCACCACAGUUUUCUUUAGAAACUCGCUCCCUUCAUUCAUUUUAGGGUUCCAGUUACCUCUUAAAGAGUAGAUUUUCAAAUAAAUAAACCAGCAUGAAGGGCAUCCAAUGCAAUUAAACAAUGCAGUCAGUCUGUUUUAAAUAUGAUACCAGAAUCAGUGAUCUAGAUAUCAGACAACAAUUGCAAGCAUUCAGUGUCCAUCAUUUUCUUCUGAACUGAGAACACAAACGGAACAAGUCAAAGUUCUUCUCUAAACCUAUCUUCACCUGACUUCCUCAUUUAGGAAAGAUUACUUCGGGUAAGGAUUUGAACAAUAUAUCAUUCCCUAACAUUUUCCAGGUCAUAAAACACAUGUUGUGAGACCUUGCCAACUUUUGCAUGAUUCAUUUUGACUUCCUACUGGCUUUCAUAUCAAUUUCUAAUGUGAAACGAUGUCUGUGCAACAUUUUUCAGUCGCCGUCCUACUUUAGGAAGUGUUCUCCAUUUUCAGGAACACUAUAAGAGAGUUCCAUUACCGUAGUUGCCCAAAAGCAAAUGGAACUCGAGUCCUUGUUUGUUGUGCCUUGUGUCGUGAUAACUCUCGUAAGUCUGAUCGUCAUCGGUAGAGACCGCCAUUUGGCAGUAAACAAUUCUAUUGCGAAACUUUAUCGCGUGACACGCAAACGCUAGGGUUAUAGAAUGUUAUAAUUUGGUUUUAUCAAUUUAAUUGAUAUUGUAAAUUGGCCACCGAAAAGAUUUUCCGAAGCUGAUGUUUUGAGCAUAAGCCCAUUGUCAAAGACAAGAUAAUUUGUUUGUUUUUUUUUAACCAAAUUAUCAACACAGUUUUUUUUAUAAACUUGCCCUUUUAAUCAUGCAUAGAAUCUCUGUUUCGUAUUGGUGACAUUGUGACAACCAUCCGCUUCCUGUGGCCGUUGCCUCUGUGGCUUUGAUAUUUAAAAUUUUCUGCGUCAUUGUUAAGGUUUCCUCGUAUAAGGACACGCUGCACCAAAAUCACGAAUUUCAGCCACUGAACGAAUAAACACCUGAAGGUAGGCCAAGGGCUCUCCCUUUUGAACGCGAUGAAAAGCAGAUUAAGUUUGGCCAUUGACUUCCUGCGUCUGUUUUUAAUCGUUAAUGCUUGUACUCCGUUAAUUUUGCUUUCUUGUUGAAUACCAGCAUCUGUUUUUAAUCGUUAGUGCUCGGAAUAGUGCAUGGGAAAUCAAGGUCCUUCUUUUCCAUCAUAUCAAGUUUUCAUCCCAGUAAAUGGAUUACUGAACCCCCCUAUGAAGUGAAACAAUAGGUGUACCUAGUGGUAAUCAUAGGUAUCUCUAUAAAUGCUUUAAACCAUACUAUGCGAUUCAGGAGACAUUUCACCUACGCUUCGUACGUGUUCCCUCUCGAUGUCCUCUCGAGGUUUCGUGACUUCAUCCUGAUUAUUAUUUCUGUCAAGGAUAAUUUGCACCGUAGCUGUUAAGUAAUUUUCAUUUUGUUAAGUGCAUAGACAUUUGAAUCACAUAAAGCAGAGAGAAAGAAAAUUCAUUUUACGUGCCUUGCGGAAAGCCUCAGAUAUUCGCAUUGUUUAUAUAACUUACAUAAAUGUAUCCGGGUUUAAUGAAAAUUUUCCUCUUUCUGAACCAUUUUCUGAAAAAACAGCUCCGGGAGACCUUUACGAGGAAGAUUGACCAACGACAGGCGAGCAGUUAAAGAACCGCAAUAUUUGGUUAAAAUCAUGUAAAUUAAUAAAAAUUACAAAGGAAUCAGGCCAUAUUUUUCAUUUGCUACGCUCGAAAUUGCGAGCAAAGUGUAAACUCCAAAACACAAAGAAAUGUCAAUUUCGUAAAUACUAGCAUCUCUCCUUACCCCUCUCUCCUAUGUCUAAGUGUUUCAGCACUAUUAGUCUCAAUGGCCGAGUGAUUCUACAAAAAAUACAUUAAUAGGAUUAACGUAGUAUUUGCGCAAACUUCGCUUAUCAUAUAAAAAGUGGGUAUUAGAUAGAAGGUUCCAGAACACCUUAGGCGCACAAAAGAUACGUUAUCUCACCGUGGUUAUCAGGCGUCGUUUUUUCUAUUGAAAUAAUUGCUCAGUUUGAAGUCCUUACGGGAUAUAAUUGAAGUUGACGUCGUUAAAUAUCUCUUGCUACCAAUUAAAGGUAAAAGCAAUCCACGGGUUUCAAUUAGAAUUGGUAAGGAAUAGCUCUUUGUGGUUUGCUCGUAUCAUUACCUGCUACAAGCAAUGAUUUUCAAAGACCACCACAGCGAUUUAAAAGAACGAUGGGAGGCGAAGGGUCAUGUUAACUCCGCGGGAGUUCAAGAUACAGCUAUUGUCAAAAUAUAUUUUCCAUAGAUAGUUGAAUGCUGAACAUAAACAAAACCGAAAUCUUCUUUGAUGUACGUUAAAAAUUAAAUAUCACUCACGACAUCCCUUGAGUCAAAAAACUAAUAAAUAGGCGAUUCUCUUGGGACAGAAACCAGUCGAAGAGGGGACGUUCAAAUUUUGCGAAGUGCGUUGAGAAGGUAUGGCGACAUUUGAACGAACGGCCCUCGUUUAAAUUUUGUGUAAGGUAAAAAAGGAGAGAGAGGGGGUAAAAAAUCGCAAAAUAUCGUCAAAAUAUGGGCUGAGACGAGAAAACUUCUAAUUUUGGAAAUCAUCCGGCUUUGCAGUAGGCAGGAUAACUUGUGCACAAGAUGAUAAGUUUAGUCACUUUUAAACUUUUUGCAUUGAAUUUUCACUUUCCAAGUUGUGAAAAAAAAGGUAAUAUAGUGCGACAAAUUUGCAAAUAAGUGAGCGGAAAGCUGAUUAAUGGUUUGAGAAGAAAUAUUUUCUUUUAAGGGCAGCAACUAAGAUUAUUACGAAACUUCAUCUCUGUUUAAAGGGAGGGAAUUCCAUUAUUGAUUGAUCAAAACUUAAAGAAGACGAACUUUUUUUUUUUAUUAUUUCCUUUUCAUGUCACAAGAUAUAAACCAUGCAGUUGUAAAUCAGUUUGAUCAUUGCUUUUGACUCGGUUCCCUUUUUUCUUUCUGAUAAAUAAGACGAGUAUUUAACAAAUUGUUUCAUCUUAACACAGAUAUUUUGGGUGGAUCGAAAUGAGCACCAACUGCUUAGAAACCAAUGUAACAUUUCCUGUGUACCUCCUGGACAAAGAACCGUUUGGAGUAACCAUCUUACGAAUUGGUUUCCAAAUUGCCCUGGGCUUCUUGGGGGUUAUUGGGAACAUGACAGUCUGUGUGGUAAUUAUCCAAAAGCCCAAGGUACUUGGACCCGCAAGCCAGUACCUCUUCAGCCUGGCGAUAGCAGAUCUUUGUACACUGAUCUUCAAUUUGCCAAUUGCCAUUUUAAAGGAGGAAGAUCCGUUCAGGUGGUCACUUGGCCGAGCCUUUUGCCUGUACAUUAUGCCGACUACAGAAACGUUCUUUGGCGCUGCUAUUUUUUCUAUCGGCUUGAUUGGGUUCGAGAGGUACGUGAACAUCGCUCGAAAAACAGCCCGCGCCCGGAGAAGGCUAUCGUACAAGAAAAGGUGCUUUAUUCUGAUCGGUGUGUGGGUUUCUGCUUUUGCUUUUGGUUCCAUUCCUCUGUAUGCGUUUAUGGAGUACGACUCGUGUCACAAAAUGUGUUACCUCCCCUGGUCGAUGACAGAAUACAUGACCUACAUCAUGACCCUCACGGUCCUUUGGUACGUAUUUCCUCUGGCUGUCGUCGCCUUUAGUUACAUAAAAAUCGCGCAGCUGGUCUCCAAAAGGACCACUUCUCUACAGGGUAUGCCUUAUGGUUCCACGAGUAUGGGAAACCUUCACUCCUCAAGUAUCAAAACCAUGCUGCGCCAAAAAAGGAAGACGUAUCGCAUCCUUACACCUUUAGUAAUUUUGUUUGCGGUGUGCAUGCUCCCACUGACUCUGCUCAGAUUGGUUGCGAUAUUUUGGACAGAGAUUGCUUUUCAGCCAUAUUACACUGUUCUGCUUACUCUGAUGGUUGUAUCAACGAUAUUGAACUCUGCUGCAGACCCAGUCAUCUACUGCGUUGUAAACAGGGAGUUCCGCCAGCAAGUUAAAAGUAUUUUUGGUGUUACUCGCCUUUUUCAAAAGCUUGGGAGAUUUAUUAGCAUCAGAAGUUUAUCUUUAAAGGGAAAAGGAAGUUUCACAGUUUCUGUCGAAAGCCAAACAUCACAAACCACCCGUUUGUAGAAACUUAGGGAGAGGAAACUAGGACCUUUAAAUAGUAGAGCGGCCUUAAGAACUAUGGAAGCAAAUGAGAAAAGCAAAGAUAACCAACUUCGAUUACACUUUUAUUUUCACGUGCAAACGUGUAACGCAUGAUAAACAUCGGUAAUUAGUUGAAGGAUACAGCGAUAAUUUUUAAGUUGGACUUGUAGCUAAAAGAGGUGUAUCAUGAAAUAAAAAUAAAAUUAUCCUAACUCCCGCCCACAUUUUGUAAUCUCGCUUUCAAUGUAUUGUGAACGUGCAGUUUGAAUCACCUUCGUGUGUCGGCUGUUUGUCACGGCAUAACCGCUACGAACCGAACAUAACGACCC